AUGGAGGCGAAUCCCAAUGGAGACAUUGGAUGGACACAAAUCCGAGUCAUUGAGCUUGGGAACCUGUUCACUGUUAAUCCCCUCUCCAUCUCUUCGAACUUUGUUGGCUUCGCUGAUGGAGUCCUUCUUGUGGAGGCAGAUGGUAGAUUAUUCAGUAUUGAGCUGAAGACAGGCCAGCAUUGGAAGCAGCAGCAGCCUCUACAAGUGAGGAACCAACUACAGGUGCUUCAAGUGCAUCAGAAGCUUAAAGUGAUAAUCUAUAGGUUUCUCGCUCGAGUGGAAAUUGGGUAUUGGGCUGAGGGGUGCCCGGCGCAUCUGGGAGGGCUUCGGAGACUCGGCGGCAUUCGCAGUGCCAGUGGGGGUGUAGCGGGGGGUGGCGGUGUUCGUGGCAGGGGCAGGGGCUGCUGUGGGUACUUGUUCGACGCGCUGGUGCAAUAUGCGGCGGCGGGCGGGAACUCAACGCAGAGCAUGCCGAGCGGGAACCUGACGUCACGGCUGCGUAUCACCGCACUUCGCCGUCGACAGGGCUAUGCAACAUCACGCGGCUCAUGGCCUUCAACGCGAUUCGGGCUCCCCGGCUCCAUCCCGGAGUGGCUAGGCGCCGGGAUCGCGCCCACUUUCCAGUCCCUCGGGCACCUGCGGUGGGCCGCGUGGGGGACGCCGAUGCAGCGAUGGGGGCGUGGUCGCCGUGGCCAGGGUCCGCAGGCGGCGAGGCCGAACGCGGCGUGCGAGAUUCAUCCAGUCAGUGACGAGGAGGAACUCCACGGCGGCGUCCCGGCGGUAGGCCGUCUCCCACUGCUCCAAGGCGUCCGGCACAUCCUCCAAGGCCUCCCGACGGCGCGGCCCUCUUCCCUUCACUUUCGUAGAGCAGGGGCGCGGGAGAGCGCGAUUCUCCGCGCCGAAGAGACCCCGACGCGAAUUGCUUCUGUUCCGCUGCCUCCCUCUCAACCUUUGCUUUUCCUCACGAUCGCUAAGAGCCAUUGGAUCAGAUUUGAACGCAUCACCGAAUCUGCGUCCGGGCGCUACGGACUACGGGCUACGGCUCAAGGCUUGAGGGCAGCAGGGAGCAGGCAGGGAGGCGGCGGCGGCGGCGGCGUCCAGACUCCAGACAUGGCACAGAGAGAGGCCGACGCGCCGAGCGAGGGCACCGCCGUCUCCAGCGGCAGGACGGUGAAGCUCAAGGACAUGGUCCCGGCCGCGACCAACACGGUGAACACGACGUUCAUCGUGCUCGACAAGGCGGCGCCGUCGGCCCGCCCGUCCCACCGCCACCCGCACGCCCAGGCCCGCGACGGCGGCGGCGGCAGGGAGGAGAAGGAGGUGACGUGCCUGGCGCUGGUGGCGGACGAGACCGCGGCGGUGCACUUCCUGCUGUGGGGCGGCGAGUGCGGCGCGUUCGAGCCGGGCGACAUCGUGCGGCUCACGGACGGCAUCUUCUCGUACCACAGGGGGAACGCCCUGGUGUUGCGGGCGGGCCGCCGCGGGCGCGCCGAGAAGGUGGGCGAGUUCACCAUGCUCUUCGUGGAGACGCCCAACAUGAGCGAGGUCCAGUGGGGGACCGACCCCAAGGACGGCCGGAGGAUGGUGCAGGAGGCCGUCGUCUCGCCUUACUCCCAGAUCUUCAAGCCGCUGCGGUGA
Messenger RNA from Miscanthus lutarioriparius, 1638 nucleotides. The record is from the annotation of a GenBank genome assembly. NCBI's taxonomy places the organism in Eukaryota, Viridiplantae, Streptophyta, Magnoliopsida, Poales, Poaceae.